Betta splendens (Siamese fighting fish) is the source of this 1620-nucleotide messenger RNA. It is a transcript of the gene rraga, whose product is annotated as Ras-related GTP binding A. The record is from RefSeq and is a predicted model, not a curated record. Gene Ontology annotation, biological process: cellular response to amino acid stimulus; cellular response to starvation; positive regulation of TOR signaling. NCBI's taxonomy places the organism in Eukaryota, Metazoa, Chordata, Actinopteri, Anabantiformes, Osphronemidae. The transcript is spliced from 10 exons. Bases 258 to 1205 code for a protein of 315 amino acids. Gene Ontology annotation, molecular function: GTPase activity; GTP binding. Gene Ontology annotation, cellular component: lysosome; nucleus; Gtr1-Gtr2 GTPase complex.
CAAAGCGAAUCAUGUGACUUUUGGCGUAAACAGGAAGCAGCUGAUGUUGAGUUCACUGCCUUGCUCACGCCAAGUAAUGCACACAAGUGUAUUGCUAAUAAGAAACAGAAACUGUAGUUGGACGCUGCUUGAAUUUAAGUAACUGCUCUACUUUGUCGGGCUGAAGGAGAGAAACGGGAGAAGUGCUGCACACACAGCCUGAAGUCAUCUGACCCGCAGCUCAGACCAGUGCCUCCACAUCGUGUCUGCUGAGGGUGAUGUCAGGCUCAGCAAUGAAGAAAAAGGUGCUACUGAUGGGGAAAAGUGGGUCUGGGAAGACCAGUAUGAGAUCAAUCAUCUUUGCCAACUACAUUGCUCGAGACACACGUCGCCUUGGAGCUACAAUUGAUGUUGAACACUCCCAUGUACGGUUUCUUGGCAAUCUGGUUCUAAACCUGUGGGACUGUGGAGGGCAGGACACGUUCAUGGAGAACUACUUCACCAGUCAGAGGGACAACAUCUUCAGAAACGUAGAGGUGCUUAUUUAUGUGUUCGAUGUCGAAAGCCGGGAGCUGGAAAAAGACAUGCAUUACUACCAGUCGUGCCUGGAGGCCAUCCUGCAGAACUCCUCGGACGCCAAAGUCUUCUGCCUUGUGCACAAGAUGGACCUGGUGCAGGAAGACCAGAGAGAUUUGAUCUUUAAGGAGCGUGAAGAAGAUCUUAAGAGACUCUCGAGACCUUUGGCUUGUACAUGCUUCAGGACGUCAAUCUGGGAUGAAACCCUGUAUAAGGCUUGGUCCAGCAUAGUUUACCAGCUCAUCCCAAAUGUUCAGCAGCUGGAAACCAACCUGAGAAACUUUGCGCAAAUCAUUGAGGCAGAUGAAGUCCUCCUGUUUGAGAGAGCCACCUUCCUGGUGAUCUCCCACUAUCAGUGCAAGGAGCAGCGUGAUGCUCACCGAUUUGAGAAGAUCAGUAACAUUAUCAAACAGUUCAAACUCAGCUGUAGUAAACUGGCAGCCUCUUUUCAAAGCAUGGAAGUGAGGAACUCCAACUUUGCUGCCUUUAUUGAUGUCUUCACCUCCAACACAUAUGUCAUGGUCAUCAUGUCGGAUCCUUCCAUUCCAUCUGCAGCCACUCUCAUCAAUAUCCGUAAUGCUAGGAAACACUUUGAGAAGUUGGAGCGGGUGGAUGGACCCAAGCACAGCCUGCACAUGCGAAUGCGCUAGACAGUUUGUGCCGGUGGAUCCUCGCAGCCAAUCAGCCCAUAGACCACAGGCAGCAUGUUGCAGUCGUCCAGCUCUCAUACAUUGGAGCAGCCCUGCACCGUUUCCUCUAUGUCUUCACAUUCAAUCACAGUUAUUAGGGGAAGAAAUCAUAUUUCCUUUUGGUCUAAUUUCUACAGUGUCUUCAGAUGUUAUGCAUUCUCUUGGAGUAUUUGUCCUAACUUUACACAUUAAAGGAAAAUGAAUAGGUAUAUUUACUUCACUUUGUCAUUCACAAUACAAAUGUUCACCCUGUGCAGUAACUCCCAGCGAUCAUGGGAUGUUAUGUCUAAAUGACAAGCAGCAGAUACUGUUUGAGUUUCAAAGGCUUUUUGUAAACUCUUACAAACAGUAGAUAUAAAGACAUGUGUUAUGUGUA